UGUAAUGUAAUUGACAAUUGUAAAAUAAAUUUAAAUUCGUUGUUGCUCAUGGAAGUGUCCGCUGUUUGCUAAUUCCUUAAUUCCUUUCGAUAUCCAACUGAUAAUGAAACGACCUUGAAUUAAAGUACACUAUCUAUCUCAGUACUUCCACACUAUAUUCAACAAGUGUUUGUUUUGUUUGUUCACUCAGACUGUUUAUCUAGAUUCUAGACACGAAAGUACAAGAAAAGAUUGGUAACAGAUUGAGGUACAGUUUUAUUUAUCGCUACUUUAGUUUAAAUUGGAGAUGAAUCAUUUAUCUACGACUGCGAUGUCGCUAGAGUGUUAUAAUAUCUCUGAUAGAAUCUCCAAUCAUCAUGAAUGUUUUAAAAUGGGACCAAUUGACCUAUGAACUUUGAUCAAUUUGUAGUUAUAUAAUAUAAGAAAUGGAUGACAUUCCUGAAGAAGCCAGAUCAGUAGUAGAAAUAAGUGAUGGACCAAUAUGUGGAUACAUAGAUAAACAAAAUGGUGGAAUUCAGUACAAAUAUAAAAGUAUUCCAUAUGCUAAGCCUCCUGUUGAUAAUCUACGAUUUAUGCCACCUAUUCCACCAAGACCAUGGACAAACCUACGAGAUUGCACAAAAGAUGCUUCACCGCCACUGUGCCUCAGUGUGGAUGACGAAAUCCAUGGAUCUGAGGACUGUCUGUACAUAGAAGUGCACACACCAAAUAUAAAACCUGAUAAAUUGAUGCCUGUUAUGUUUUGGAUUGGAAGUUACAACUAUUUGUUUUAUAUAGACAACAUCUGUGACCCAACACUCAUAGUAGAACAAGGCAUCGUUUUGGUGCGAUGCGGCUUCAGGUUGGGACCGUUUGGAUUCUUGUCGAUCAACGACAUCACAGCGCCUGGAAAUGUUGGCCUAAAAGAUAUAGUUAUGGCUUUAAAAUGGAUUCAAAGAAAUAUUCCAAUAUUUGGAGGUGACCCCACGAAUGUUACGCUCUUCGGGGGUGGAACCGGGGGUUCCGCUGUACACUUUAUGAUGUUAUCUCCCAUGGCCACGGGACUGUUUCACAAGGCUGUAAUGCAAAGUUCCUCCGCCCUCAACAGGUGGGCGUUGGCGAAAAAUCCCAUUCAAGACGUCCUCCAAUUCGCCAAACAAUUAGGUAUAACCAAAACCAGUAAAUAUGAUAUAGUAGAGGAAUUACGUUUAAUACCAGCUUUAGAUAUGAUGAAAGCGUAUAUGCAACUAUUAGAUUCCCAAUUCCAAUGCACCAAUGGUGAUGUUUUCGACUCGAGGUUCAAACCCUGUGUCGAGGAAGAGUUCGAAGGGCAACCUGUAUUCCUCAACAGAAGCCCUGCGGUGCUCAUCAAAUCGGGGAACUUUAACAAGGUGCCUUUUAUAAUCGGUAGCAAUAACAUCGAAGCUUCCGUCCUACAAUAUAUAAAGAAUGAUUUCUACGCCGAUUUCGAGAAGUACAAUAAAGAUGUGGCGCUGCUCGUACCGAGGUCGCUCGAUUUCGACGAACGUUCGUCAAAAAACAUCGGUCGCCAGCUAAUGAACUUUUAUUUUAGAGAAACGCAGACUAUGAAUGAGCACACGCGUACGCAGUAUUUGCAGUUAUUAAGUGACUAUUACUUCCUGUACUACGUCAAUAAAACUGUGCAACUUCACAGUCAGUUUACUGCAGAAUGUCCUAUCUAUUACUACAUUUUGAAUUAUGCCGGCGAAUGGAAUGUCCCUAAACAACUGGACUUCUUGAAUUCUAUUGGGCAUUCAGCUGAAGUGGCGUUUUUGUUUCGCAUAAAACCGCCGGAUUUACCACAAUGUGAAGGGAGUCGGGAUUCCGUUAAUACCAGAAAUAGAGUUAUCAAAAUGUGGACAAACUUUGCUAAAUACGGGAAUCCAACGCCAGAUGAAACCGAUACGCUACUCCAAAUAAAAUGGGACCCGGUCCAAGAUGAGAAAGCUUUGAAUUAUCUAAGCAUAGGUUCAGAACUAACGAAAGGAACAAAUCCCUUCUACGAGAGAAUGGAAUUUUGGGAGAAACUGCACGAAGAACACAUGUUCCUUAGAGCUUUAGUGCAUUUUAACGACAUCGGAGUGCAGUGGUAGAAUUUAAAAUUUUUGCAUUUUGAGUUUUGGUU
Bicyclus anynana (squinting bush brown) is the source of this 2125-nucleotide messenger RNA. Its product is annotated as juvenile hormone esterase. The record is from RefSeq and is a predicted model, not a curated record. The coding region runs from base 426 to 2093 and encodes 555 amino acids. The transcript is spliced from 5 exons. NCBI's taxonomy places the organism in Eukaryota, Metazoa, Arthropoda, Insecta, Lepidoptera, Nymphalidae.